AUGGCUCGCUACUCUUUCGCAUUCGCUGCUCUUGCAGCAAGCGGUGCCUACGCCGCCCAGGGGGCGGCUUACGCGCAGUGUGGUGGACAAGGCUUCACCGGUGCCACUGCCUGUGUAUCUGGCUACCACUGUGAGGUCCAGAACGACUGGUACUCUCAGUGUGUUCCUGGCGCUGGCUCAGGAGCCGCGGCCCCUGCUGCUCCCAAGACCACCAUGGUCACUAUGGCACGAACCUCGACUCCUGCGACCAAGACUUCCACCAAGGCAGCCGCUGCUGCUACCAACAAGGCCGCUGCUGUAGCUGCCGCUCCUGCCUCGUCCAGCGGAAAGACCCAGUAUGCUGGUAUGAACAUUGCUGGUUUCGAUUUCGGAUGCGACACAUCUGGAUCCUGCAGCGGAGCCUACGUCGACCCCGGUGCGAACGGAAUUGCUCAGAUGCAGCAUUUCACCAAGGACGACAAGCUUAACAUCUACCGUCUUCCCAUCGGAUGGCAGCACCUUGUCGGCAACAAGCUCGGUGGUGCCCUUGAUGCCACUGUCGCUGGAGCCUACGACAAGCUCGUCCAAGGCUGCUUGGCCACCGGCGCUGUCUGCCUCAUCGACCUCCACAACUACGCCCGCUGGAACGGCCAGAUCAUUGGCCAGGGCGGCCCAACCAACGACCAGUUCGCCGACAUCUGGUCCAAGAUCGCGACCAAGUACGCGUCUGAGAGCAAGAUCGCUUUCGGCCUGAUGAACGAGCCCCACGACCUCACCAUGUCCACCUGGGCCGACUCCGCCCAGGCUGCCGUCAACGCCAUCCGCAAGGCAGGCGCCAAGUCCCAGAUGAUUCUCGUCCCUGGAACCGACUACACAUCCGCGGGUACCUUCCCCACUGCCAGCGGUCCUUCCCUCCUCAAGGUCAAGGACACCGACGGCACGACCGACAAGAUCAUCUUCGACGUCCACCGUUACCUCGACAGCGACAACUCUGGUACCCACGCCGAAUGCACCAGCGACCACGUCGAGGACUCUUUCGUUCCCCUUGCCACCUGGCUCCGCACCAACAAGCGCCAGGCUAUCCUGUCCGAGGUCGGUGGUGGUAACACUGCUUCGUGCGAGACUGAUGUCUGCGCUGCUCUCGCUAGCUUGAACAAGAACAGCGAUGUCUACCUCGGUUACAUUGGCUGGUCGGCUGGUGCUUUCGACCAGAGCUACGUCCUUGGAUUGACUCCCAACGGUUCGACUGACCAGGCACUUGUCACCAAGUGCUUCAGCCGUGCUUAG
Messenger RNA from Alternaria arborescens, 1266 nucleotides. RefSeq names its product Endoglucanase. The record is from RefSeq and is a predicted model, not a curated record. Gene Ontology annotation, cellular component: extracellular region. The transcript has a single exon. Gene Ontology annotation, molecular function: cellulose binding; hydrolase activity, hydrolyzing O-glycosyl compounds. Gene Ontology annotation, biological process: glucan catabolic process. Bases 1 to 1266 code for a protein of 421 amino acids. Lineage: Eukaryota; Fungi; Ascomycota; Dothideomycetes; Pleosporales; Pleosporaceae.